AUGAGUCGGGGGGCGCUGCUGGUCCUGGCCUUGCUGCUGUAUUCGGGCUACUUGCUGCUGGGAGCCCUCGUGGUUUCGGCUAUCGAGCGGCCCCACGAGAGCCGCCUGCGGGCGCAGCUGAGGGCGCUGAAGGGGGAACUGCUGGAGCGCAGCCCGUGCCUGGACGACUCGACGCUUGAGAGCUUCCUGAAGAGCGUACUAGAGGCCGGGCGCCACGGAGUGUCGGCGCUGCACAACGCUUCGGCGCCCAGCAGCUGGGACUUCGCCUCGGCGCUUUUCUUCUCCAGCACCCUCAUCAGCACCGUGGGUUAUGGCUAUACCACACCUCUGUCGGAUUCAGGAAAGGCCUUCUCCAUCUUCUUCGCCUUGUUAGGGGUGCCAUUUACCAUGCUGGUGCUGACGGCCACUGCCCAGCGAGUGGCCUUGCUGGUGACCCAUGCCCCGCUUCACUGGCUGCAGUUCCACCGUGGCUGGGACCAAAGACUGCUGGCCCGUGGGCACCUGGUACUGCUGCUGCUGGGGGUGCUAGCCCUCUUCUUCCUGGUGCCAGCUGCCAUCUUUACCUACCUGGAGCAGGACUGGACUUUCCUUGAUGCUUUUUACUUCUGCUUCAUCUCACUUUCUACCAUUGGGCUGGGAGACUAUGUGCCAGGUGAACAGGAAGGUCAGAAGAACAGGGCCCUUUACAAGGUGCUGGUCACAGUGUACCUGUUCCUGGGGCUGGUGGCCAUGGUCCUAGUUCUCCAGACCUUCCGGCGUGUAGCUGACCUCCAUGGCUUGACAGAGCUCAUCCUGCUUCCCCAGGAGUGCCAGGCUGAGGAUGAUGAAGAUGAGCACACAGAUAUCCUGGACUCCAGGGCUCAGCCCACUCACCAGCAGCUCAAUUCAGGCACCCACUCAGACUAUGCUGCCAUUCCCCGGUAGUCCUUCUUGCCUAGGCCCUGCCUUGGGGGCCUGAUGCGGGACUGAGCCUCAUUUUAUCUUUGUUAUGACUGUUCUCUGUGUCUAAUCGAUAAGUCCUCAUGUCCAUUGGCAUGGGAUAAUAUUACAAGUGUUUUCUUUUUGUGCA
Gracilinanus agilis (Agile Gracile Mouse Opossum) is the source of this 1069-nucleotide messenger RNA. RefSeq names its product potassium two pore domain channel subfamily K member 6 (gene KCNK6). Gene Ontology annotation, molecular function: potassium ion leak channel activity. The transcript is spliced from 3 exons. Gene Ontology annotation, biological process: potassium ion transmembrane transport; stabilization of membrane potential. Gene Ontology annotation, cellular component: membrane. The record is from RefSeq and is a predicted model, not a curated record. NCBI's taxonomy places the organism in Eukaryota, Metazoa, Chordata, Mammalia, Didelphimorphia, Didelphidae. Bases 1 to 924 code for a protein of 307 amino acids.